UAGGUUUCUCUCAUCUCACCAAACAUCAGAACAAAACAUUUUUCCUGCGAAUCUCAGCUUACUUACAAACAAAGAAAACAAAAAUGGCUGAAGAGAACCAAGUGAUUGGCUGCCACACUGUUGAGGCUUGGACUCAGCAACUUGAGAAGGGAAACGAGGCUAAGAAACUGGUGGUGGUGGAUUUCACGGCUUCAUGGUGUGGACCAUGCCGUUUCAUUGCCCCAGUUCUGGCAGAGCUUGCUAAGAAGACUCCUAAUGUCUUAUUCCUGAAGGUUGAUGUGGAUGAAUUGAAGACCGUAGCUGAGGAAUGGGCUGUGGAGGCAAUGCCAACCUUUUUGUUCUUGAAAGAAGGCAAAUUAGUGGACAAGGUUGUGGGUGCAAAGAAAGAGGAGUUGCAGCUGACUAUAGAAAAGCAUGCCACUUCUGUUGAAUGAAAUGUAAUAUGGAGGAGAAUAUACGAACCUCAGUACUGUAUGAGUGUUUUCUAGUUUUCAUUUGAUGAUAAGAACUGAGCUACUACUACUCUGGUAGUAGAUGUCUAAAAUGUGUGCUUGUUGUAUGCAGCUACAUUUUACCUUUUAAUAUUUAUGGUUUUAAGUAAUGUGAAGUAGUCCACAGUGCUUUCGUUUA
Messenger RNA from Quercus robur (English oak), 630 nucleotides. RefSeq names its product thioredoxin H-type-like. NCBI's taxonomy places the organism in Eukaryota, Viridiplantae, Streptophyta, Magnoliopsida, Fagales, Fagaceae. The coding region runs from base 84 to 434 and encodes 116 amino acids. The transcript has 3 exons. The record is from RefSeq and is a predicted model, not a curated record.